Babjeviella inositovora NRRL Y-12698 is the source of this 497-nucleotide messenger RNA. It is a transcript of the gene NTF2, whose product is annotated as Ran GTPase-binding protein. Gene Ontology annotation, biological process: protein import into nucleus. Bases 175 to 447 code for a protein of 90 amino acids. Gene Ontology annotation, cellular component: nuclear pore central transport channel. The record is from RefSeq and is a predicted model, not a curated record. The transcript is spliced from 2 exons. Lineage: Eukaryota; Fungi; Ascomycota; Pichiomycetes; Serinales.
UUACAACAAAGCCACCUUCCAAUAUGUCCGUUGAUGUUACUGCCUUGUCCAAGCAAUUCUGCGAAUUCUACUACCAACAAUUCGACUCUGACAGAAGUCAGUUGGGUAACUUAUACGUAUGUACUCCCCCCCCCGCCUUGUUGACCAUACUAACCCUCACAGAGAGACCACUCUAUGUUGACCUUCGAAAGCAGUGAGUUGCAAGGUGCCAAGAACAUUGUCGAGAAGUUGACCUCUUUGCCAUUCACCAAGGUUGCGCACAGAAUUGACACCUUGGAUGCCCAGCCAGCGUCUCCAAAUGGUGAUGUCUUGGUCAUGGUCACUGGUGCCUUGUUGGUUGACGAAGAACAGAACCAGAUGAGAUACUCCCAGGUCUUCCAUUUGAUUCCAGAUGGCUCUUCCUACUACGUGUUCAAUGAUAUCUUCAGAUUGAACUACGGUGUCUAAGUAGAAUAAGCUAUUAAUUUAGUUAUAAUUUGAUUUGUGCUGUAUGCUAA